CCGCCGCGCCCGCCGCCACCAUGGAGUUCUCGGAGAGGAAACGCAGCCGGAAAUCCCAGAGCUUCAAAGUGGUGAGCCGAGAUUAUCACCAUGAGGUAUAUAAGAUCUCAGAAUUCAGCAACGAUGUUAAUGGGCAGGCCAAAGAGACACAACCCAUUUUUAUAGGAGAUGAAAGCAUGGAAAUUAAAAAACAAGUUACAGGAAUGAGAAGGUUACUGAAUGACAGCGCCGGGAGGAUCUACCAGCGCGUCGGCAAGGAAGGAGAGAAACUCAAGGAAGAGCCACAGGACCUGGAGUCCCUCUGGCCGCCGCGUCUGAACGCCCCUGCGGACCCCCAGAGCCUCCAGCCCUCGGCACGAGGGGCCUGGAACGAGCUGCCACCCCACAGCGGGCAGUUCUCAGGGCAGUAUGGCACCCGUUCUAGAACCUUCCAGACUCAGCCCCACACCGCUGGAAGCUCCAACGGAGAACUUCCGGCGGGGAGUCCGUCGGUGGGCCCCGGCUGCUGCACCUGCAACUGCCAGGCGACCCUGCAGGCCAUCCUGCAGGAGCUCAGGACCAUGCGGAAACUGAUGCAGAUCCAGGCAGCUGGAAGCCAGAGCCGGCAGCAGCCCCCCAUCUCCCUCGUGUGCUCGCAGCGAGCGGCUGUGUCACGCAAGAGAAACAAGAAGAAAAAAGCCCCCCCCAAGACGGAGCCUCUCACCGUGAAGCCCAAGCCCAGCGCGUCGGGACUGGGGUCGGAGCAGACGGCAGACACCCCCGCGCCCGCGCCCCGGGCCACCCAGCACAGCCCCGAGGAGAAGCGCCUGCUGGGCUUUGGCAUUGUUCUCGAAUCUCCUUCCUCCGAUCCAGAAGUGCAACUUGCUGAAGGCUUCGAUGUGUCUAUGCCUAAAUCUCAGCUGGACUCUAUAUUGUCAAACUACACUCGCUCAGGAAGCCUUCUGUUUAGAAAACUGGUGUGUGCGUUUUUUGAUGACAAGACUUUGGCUAACUCCUUACCCAAUGGGAAGAGGAAAAGAGGACUCAAUGACAACCGGAAAGGCCUAGACCAGAAUAUUGUGGGUGCAAUAAAAGUCUUCACAGAAAAAUACUGUACGGCUAAUCAUGUGGAUAAACUUCCUGGCCCGAGAGACUGGGUCCAGAUCCUGCAGGAUCAGAUUAAACUGGCCAGAAGAAGGUUAAAAAGAGGCUCAGCAGAGGUAGCUGACGGUGAUGAAAGACUGGACAGCGUUUCUCUACCACCAACAGGGAACAUGUUUGACACCAGGAGGGAAAACACAGCGGACUCGGCGUCCGAUUUCACUGCCUGACGCACCCCGUGACGCUGCUCCUUCGCCUGUGUGACGUUCCUCUUGGGGUUUUCUCAGAGCCACGGCACGUUUUCCGGUGACCGCAAAAAGUGGGUGUUCUGUGGAGUUUCCCCGUCAUGUUGGAAUCUUUCAUACACUUCCUUUGUAACAUGUGAUAAUCAAGCCUCCAAUUUGCUAUAUUUUUUUAAAGAUCAUUUUUAGAAUUAAUUUAUCACCCCUUAAUUGUCCAACAUGUGAUCCAGUUUAUUGUACAACGAAAGAAGGCAGUUCUCUGUCCUGUUGUUUCUUUUUCCCAGACCUUUAAUGUGAAUAUGUGGACUUCUGAAGCAUAUUUAUUUUCAGUUAAGUUGCUUAGAUGCAAGUAUAAAGGAGAAUGUCCGUCUCCAGCCCUGAGAGAAGAGUUGCGAAGGCCAAAACUAAUUAGGUCUUUAUUGGAUUAGAGAGGAAAAACUAUCCAGGGUGAUGGGACAGCUGUGAUCUAAAUAAAAUCAUCUGUGGCAUCAGUUCCCCUCCAAAUAACUAUUUGAAACUAAGUGCAAAUGAUAUAUAAAUUCUUAGAAAGAUGGGGCCAGAGUGAUAGUACAACGGGUAGGGCGUUUGCCUUGCACGUAGCCAAUCCAGUUUCAAUCCUCGGCAUCCCAUAGGGUCCCUCAGCACGCUUCAGGAGUAAUUUCUGGGUGCAGGACCAGAAGUAACCCCUGAGCAUCACCGGGUGUGACCCAUAAAGAAAAAAAAAAGAGUGUUUUAACAGAGGGCUUAACUAUGAAUGAGCCAGUGCUUUGGUAUGAUGUGGCAGUGAGCCACAAACACACUUAAUCACUAGUAUAUACUUUAUUUGCUCCCUAGAGCACUUGCCCUCCUCUUGAUAUACAGCUGACAUGAAAAGUUAAAUUAAUUUCAAAGCAGUAUCUUGCCACAUUGGGCCCUUGAUCUACAGAAAAAAAUUACCUCUAGACUUCCUUUCUCUGAUGGUGCAUUUAAAAUACCAUUUAUUGUGGGGCGAAGAAAUGAACAGAAACUUUCUCAAAGAAGAAAUCCGAACGGCCAAAUUACUAUUUAUCUAGAAUGACUGCACUUAGGGUAUAAAGUAAAUUCUUUGGAGUCACUGAUGCUUGAUCCAAAGGCUUGGAAGAGAUUCGGAGUGCAGCCCAUUCCUGCCAUUCCCUAUCACUGUCAAUUCAGUAUCAGAAAGGGUUCCUUAGUCACCCCCGCCCCCCACACACACACUGGACAUACCGGCUAAGGUGAGGCCCAGGACUCCUCAGGGACAGGUGACCCUGUUGGCUAACUAAGUGCAGCCCUCGAAACUAAAUUCCUUCCUGCUGGGUCAAGGUGCAGUGCCUGAGUUGAGAAGGAACUGUGGGGGGGCGUGUCCCUCUGAAGACAGCCCCUGGUUGCCCUCUCAGGUAAUAAAGCUGAUCCCAGGUGCCACUUGUGGGGUCUUCAGUGUCGGACAUUUGCAUCCCACACAUGUGUGCUUGUGGCGUCCCAAGUUCCAGAGCUGCGUCUGCUGAGGCCUUCCUCGUGCAGGGAGACGGGGGAAAGGAGUUUCCGUCAACCUUAGCUGGCCGUGGACAUUUCAGGACCGUUAGGAUUCCUCGCCCUGAAGCCAGCCCCUUGGUUUGGGGGAUGAUGGGAUGGAGUGCCAGGAACCAGGGCUUUUGUCCUUCUGCAGAGGGUUUUUAAGUUUGUCCUGGGCCUCUCCGAAGGAAGGAUUUCUCAAGGGAACUGGAAGAUCAAUUAGUGGCCUGCCCGAGAUCACGGUGUUGCUAAUAAGGGUCGUAGGCUUUAUCUUCCAGCUGCAGGGCCUGAUGGAUGCACCAGACCAGAAAGUGGCAAAAAUCUUGGCAGAGUGGGCCAGAGCUGGAGUGUGCCCCUUGGGGAGGGCAUUGCCCAGUGUGUGCCAGGGCCACACCGUGCGAACGCAGCUCACGGGAAGGCUAUGUUUCCUAAGUAAAAACUGUGUUUGUGUUUCACUGACUAUGACUACUGUGCAGACUCUACCCAGAAAUCGUUUUUAUAAGCUUUCUUAGCAUUAAAAAAAUCCAUAUCUAUGGAUAAUGUCUCCAAUCUUAUGUAUAUAUGUUUUAUUAAUAUGUAAAUAUUUAGAUUUUUUUAAAAUGACUAUGUUCUUUUAAAAAAUUCAGCGCAAGGCUAGUUGUGGAAAAUGGUGUAUAACGUUGUGUUGUGAGAUCAGCUCCCGAGAUGCACAUUUGUUCUGGAAGAAUCCAAUAAACGACUUAA
Messenger RNA from Sorex araneus (European shrew), 3554 nucleotides. It is a transcript of the gene BEND7, whose product is annotated as BEN domain containing 7. The coding region runs from base 21 to 1310 and encodes 429 amino acids. Gene Ontology annotation, molecular function: DNA binding. The transcript has 9 exons. NCBI's taxonomy places the organism in Eukaryota, Metazoa, Chordata, Mammalia, Eulipotyphla, Soricidae. The record is from RefSeq and is a predicted model, not a curated record.